AUGAACAAGGAUAGGCAGUCUGACAACGAGUGGCUGAGCUUUUUCCAACGCUUGUACCACUUCAAAGCGGCACACCACGGGUUUACCGACAGCCAUGAUCCGCAAACGGGCACCGUCGCCAUGGCAAUGGGGCUGGCCCUUUUCCUCGGCGUCAUGGUCGUCAAGGCAGUCACAGCCAUACAAGGCAUCAACGCGGUGGUCGCCGUCGAAUUGGGGACUCUGGGGACAAAAGUCAAGCAGGCACGGUGGCGCGUCCUCGGGAGGAGGUCCUGCCAAAGAUCAACGGCAACCACCACUUGGUGGCGGCCUCACACAGCCGGUGAAGAACUCAGCGGCUCCCCUCCUGUAUAA
Messenger RNA from Pyricularia pennisetigena, 351 nucleotides. RefSeq lists its product as uncharacterized. The record is from RefSeq and is a predicted model, not a curated record. Bases 1 to 351 code for a protein of 116 amino acids. The transcript is spliced from 2 exons. NCBI's taxonomy places the organism in Eukaryota, Fungi, Ascomycota, Sordariomycetes, Magnaporthales, Pyriculariaceae.